Messenger RNA from Cololabis saira (Pacific saury), 3550 nucleotides. RefSeq names its product vitamin D 25-hydroxylase (gene cyp2r1). The record is from RefSeq and is a predicted model, not a curated record. Gene Ontology annotation, cellular component: cytoplasm; intracellular membrane-bounded organelle. The transcript is spliced from 5 exons. Gene Ontology annotation, molecular function: heme binding; iron ion binding; oxidoreductase activity, acting on paired donors, with incorporation or reduction of molecular oxygen, reduced flavin or flavoprotein as one donor, and incorporation of one atom of oxygen. Gene Ontology annotation, biological process: xenobiotic metabolic process. NCBI's taxonomy places the organism in Eukaryota, Metazoa, Chordata, Actinopteri, Beloniformes, Belonidae. The coding region runs from base 126 to 1655 and encodes 509 amino acids.
AACUUUCUGGCCAACCUUCUGCUUUAGAGGCGGGGGAUAGAAAAUGUGCAGGAUGAUAUAUGUGCUGCAGUCUAUGAGAGGAGAAGCCCAGGUCGGCUCUGGCUGUUUCUGCUGAUUCCGUAAAGAUGGUUCCAGUGUCUGCGCCGUCUCUGUCGGUGUGUCAGGCUCUGCUCAGCCUGGGCUGCCUGGCCGCGGCGCUGCUCGCACUCCUGCUGGUCCGCCAGCUCGUCAAGCAGAGAAGACCCCCCGGGUUUCCUCCCGGUCCAUCUCCCAUCCCUGUCAUAGGGAACAUUUUCUCCCUCGCCACCGAGCCGCACGUUUUCCUCAAGAAACAGAGCGAAGUUCACGGACAGAUUUUCUCUCUUGACCUGGGAGGUAUCCUGACUGUGGUAUUAAAUGGGUACGACUGUGUCAAGGAAUGCCUUUACCAUCAGAGCGAGGUGUUUGCUGAUCGUCCAUCACUACCUUUGUUCAAGAAAAUGACCAAAAUGGGUGGGCUUCUUAAUUGUAAAUAUGGCAAAGGUUGGAUUGAGCACCGCAAACUGGCUUGCAACUCGUUCCGUUACUUCGGCAGUGGCCAGAGACUGUUUGAGCGAAGGAUCUCAGAGGAAUGCAUGUUCUUUGUUGAUGCCAUUGAUGAGCACAAGGGAAAGCCCUUCAAUCCCAAACACCUCGUGACCAACGCAGUGUCCAAUAUAACCAAUCUGGUCAUUUUCGGCCAUCGUUUUACAUACAAUGAUCGCAACUUCCAGCACAUGAUUGAAAUAUUCAGUGAGAAUGUGGAGCUGGCAGUGAGCGGCUGGGCACUCCUUUACAAUGCCUUCCCUUGGAUUGAAUACGUGCCUUUUGGAAAGCACCAGAAGCUGUUCCGUAACGCUGCCCAGGUAUAUGACUUUUUAGACGAGGUUAUACAGGGAUUCUCAUGCGGCAGGGUGCCACAUGCGCCACGUCACUAUGUUGAUGCCUAUUUGGAUGAGUUGGAGCGGAACCUGGGAAAUCCCAAUUCAUCUUUUUCUUAUGAGAACCUCAUCUAUUCAGUGGGAGAGCUCAUUAUUGCUGGCACAGAGACCACAACUAACACCCUGCGCUGGGCUAUGCUGUACAUGGCCCUGUACCCCAACAUACAAGAGAGGGUGCACAGAGAGAUCGACAGUGUACUGGCCAAUGGGAGGGCACCCACCAUGGAGGACAAGCAUAACAUGCCCUAUGUGGAGGCAGUCCUGCACGAGGUCCUUCGUUUCUGCAACAUUGUACCCCUGGGUAUUUUCCGAGCCACCUCUCAGGACGCAAACGUCAAUGGGUACAAAAUCCCCAAAGGCACCAUGGUGAUCACAAACCUCUACUCAGUGCACUUUGACGAGAAGUACUGGAAAGAUCCGGGCAUUUUCUCACCGCAGAGAUUUCUCGACGGCAGUGGCAACUUUGUGAAGCGUGAGGCCUUCCUUCCAUUCUCCUUGGGGAGGCGUCACUGCUUGGGCGAACAGCUGGCCCGAAUGGAGAUGUUCCUCUUUUUUACCACCUUGUUGCAAAGAUUUCAUCUUCAGUUUCCUCCAGGAGCCGUUCCAACUGUCACUCCCAAACUAGGAAUGACCUUACAGCCCAAACCUUACUCCAUCUGUGCGGUCCGGAGGCAGCAGAAGCUUCCCUGCUCCUGAGACACUCCUUAUCACAAUUAGGCAAGCUGGCUGUCAACUGCAGCUUCUGCAUUCAUCUUUCCAAGCAGAAUUUUGGUUAAAACAGGUGUCCCUAAACAUCUGAACGGGUACAACCAGUUUACUCAAUUACUAUACAUUUCUUUCCAUCUUAUUUUUCUUCUUUUUUUUUGCCAGCAUUAUGCAAAUUUGCACAGUACUUUUAAACAGCGGGGGAGGCAACGAGUCCUCAAGCGACAUCCUGGGAAAACAUCGAUUCAAUUCUCUGAGCUCCUGCGACCAGAAAGUGAAAUAUCUGUGUACCUUGGUGCUGUGAUGAUGGCUCAGGUCAAUGAUUUAUAAUAAGUACACCUAUGAUGGUUCACAGCCCUGCUAUCACAGGAAAGCUUCGGACAGAUAAAUUACACCAGUUUUUCCUGCCAUCUGUAUUGGUUGAAAUGGGACAAGCAGACUUUCCAAGAACCUUGUGAACAUCGUGUGUUGGAGCUGGAUGCUGGCCAAGGUUCACAUCAUCCAGACCGACUCUGACCUCUUCUCCAGGGAUGGUGCUAUUUGGAUAAUCUUUUCCUCAGAAAGUAAAUGCAUCCAUCAUGGAUUUGUGGAAACCAACAGUUCAAUGCUGGUUUCUCCUAAAUGGUGCUUAUCAGUACUAACGCCGUACUGCAUUUACGUAGAGGUUAACAGUUUUUGUUGUUCUUUUUGCUCUCCUUUUUUUAUUUUUUCAGGGAAGGGAUUCGUCAAGUGUCGUGAUAAUGAAAACUUGCCUUUCUUUUAAGCGUGGAAGGAUCAAAAUCUUUCAGUCUAACUUAUAUUAAGACCCCAGAUGACCUGAUGUAGCACUAGCAGAAUCAAUUGAUGGGAAGUGGAGGAGAUGCCUAACAAAGCCAUUACUUUUCAUAUUUUAAAAUUAAGUAAACGCAACAUUGUUGUUUUUACGGUUAUUAUAGACGCACUGGAAAUUUAAAUGUGUUGUGUAAGAUGUAAAUGAAAUCAUACGACUGUGUGAUGAUGGAACCCACCAAUGCUGGCCAGGGCUGGACGAAUUCAAUAAUUCAGGUCAGGAGACCGAACUGUAUCUCCAGCAAGACAACUUUCAAAGGCGUGGCCUUUUAUACGCUACUGUUACGGUGCUCGCAUGAAGAAACGCAAGUUACAUAAGCCAGAGUUGGCUUCAUUGGCCAUGUGUUUCAUGUAUAUACCAGGUAAAUCCUAUUUUUAGCAUCAUAAUGCAAUAAUGAAACUCACCAUCGAAAUGAGAUCAGGUGGAGGUUUCAUACUCAAAUGUAACAAAACAUCUCUCUAGAAUGAAGGUCUGUCUCUCAUGUAAGCUCUGCAUGUGGGAUAAGUAAAGGGUCAGAAAACCAUACAGCUUAAAUGACACAAGUUUUGGAAUACAUUUACCUUAUCAAUAAAAAUCAAAUAAACGUAAAAUGUUAAUGAAGCCUGAAGUCGAGGACACUUGUCUCACGUCUCCCUGUGCCAACACCGCUGCUACUCCCUUCAUCCACUCUGUUCUUCCAAGAACAGUUGAAAAUGACAAUCAUUGUUGAUUUUAUUGAUAUACAAUAUCCAUCAAAACUGGCCUGAUUUGAUGUGGUGCAGGUCUGAUGCAAGCCCCUCUGUGCCACGAGCACUUACUACACUUACAUGCACAAAAAUAUUAUUGUUUUUGCCCUCAUUCUGAAAAAGAAAUGUCAUACCAUCUUCUAUUUACAUGGCUGAUGGAAAAUAACAAUUCAUCAAUUCACAUGUAGCUAUGCAGAAAUUCUGAUUUUCGUGCUUUGUUUGUAUUUACUGUUUCUCACAAGCUAGCGAACAUGUUUAUUUGUAUUAUGUGAUGACUCACCUGGUGCUAUACCUGAAGAAAAUGACAUUAAACUUUGUACAUUUGGCAACAA